Molecule: messenger RNA, 6814 nt
Organism: Punica granatum (pomegranate)
Lineage: Eukaryota; Viridiplantae; Streptophyta; Magnoliopsida; Myrtales; Lythraceae
Source: RefSeq, a predicted model, not a curated record
GAAUUGCCGUUGAAUUCGAAAUUUGAACCUUUAAAUUGAACCGCUCCUCCCCGAAAGGGCAGUCUUUUCGCCUGAACGGAGAUAUGUGAAGCGAUUCAUUUCUAUCGAGAAGAUCGUAGCUCUGAUCUCUGAUUCAGGAGAUGGAUUUUCACGGAAUGAAGAGGAAGCAGUUGCAGAGCCUCUGCAAGAAGCAUGGGAUCCCCGCAAAUCUGAAGAAUUCGGAGAUGGCGGAUCGGUUGUCCUCCAUUUUUAAGGAAAUUGAGAAGCCGGAGGGCGGGGAACGAUCCUCCCUGAGCGAUGUGCAGGAGAUUGCUCGUGAAACCGAUUCGAAAGACAUGCCCCAGCGAGCAAAGAAGGUCAGGUUUAGUCCCGAGGAUGAAACUUUUAUAUUUAUCAGUUCAGAUGUAGAAAGCACUGUGGUAAAGAAACGGUCGGGAAGGAGGAAGUACGGCAAGAAACUAAACCAAUCAGCUUUGGUUCCUGAGAGUUCCAAAGAAACUGAAGAUUCAGUCGGAAACACUCGAGUUCAAGCAGCUCGUACUAGGAGAACAAGAGCAGGAAGGGCAGCUGGAGUUAAUAGAGAUGCAACUGAGAUUAUUGAUCUUCCUGACGACGCAACUGCAGUCGGUGAAUCCAGCAGUGGCAGGGAGCCAACCGGCAGGCAGCAGAGGCGUGGGGGACGGGCGAUGGUAGAAAAGAAUAUGGAAGUUGGUUUGGAGAAGAAUUCAAGAAAGAGAUAUUUGGAAAAGGAUGAAGGUUGCAAUGGCAAUGACAAUGGCACUAAAAGGCUCACAAGGCAAUCAAAACCAAGUGUGGUGAAGAGUAAACUCGAAAGUACUGGGAGAGCCACUCGAUCGAGGGCUUGGUCUCUGGAGAAAGCUCCUGCCAUGGAAGGGGGCAAUGAGGAUGUUCGAGUUCAGGCAGAGAGUGAAACUGGACAUGUUCUCCAACUUGGGGAACGUCCGGGAGGUUUAGCACGAAAGACACGGAAUUCUAUUGCAUUGUACAAGGAUUUAGACACAGUUUUGGUUUCUGAUGCAGUAACAUGUAGGAAAUCCUUACCCCUGAGCAUCUCCAGAAAACGGGAGGAUGCUCCUGUUGCUGCUGCUCUAAUAGGUGAGAAAGUAAAUGGACUUGCAGUGGAGAAGAACGUUAAGGAAAGGUUGAAAAAUUCUGUUACUGAAGAAGGAAGCUCGGAAAAUACACUUGGUUGCAAUCCUGUUAGCAGGGAAGUACUUCCAAGGAGAUCGAGAAGACAAAGUGUAAUGUCUCGUCUUCUCAUUAAUGGAGAGUUUUCAGUUGAGAAAAUAGCCUAUUCUUUGAAACAGCACGACCCAGUUGCGAAAGAAAGUACUCGUGCCAAUCCAAACGAACCUUCAGGCAAAGCACACAUGAGAGGGUCCAAAAGAAAUUCUCCAAAAGUUUCAUCCCUUGUGCCUAGGAAGAAGAUAUUAAGAGCAACCACCAAAAAGCAGAAGAGAGUUUCCAGAAUGGAAUCAGUCGAAGAAGUUGCCGAGCCUGAGUCUGAAAGCACAGUAGCCCCCAUUGAGCAUAUGAAUCUCGAUGUCAAGUUGAAUGUACCAGAGACAGAACUUGGAGAAGAAGUCACUGAUGUCACUCAGGCUUGUCAGAUCGAAGCUAGUGCUAUUAAAGAAGUUAGUUUUAUGGAUGUCAGUGCUCAAAAAGCAGAGGAAGAACGGGUUGCUUCUGAAUCAGAUAAAUCUCUGGUAACAGAACAUGUGGAAUCAAAGACAGCUUGUGGUGAAAAUAAUGAAGAUGAGGAAUUGCUUAUGGAUAAUAGUGAAGAUUACUCAAAUGAAGUCGGCAGUCUUCGUAAAUGCAACUUGGCUAAAGUUAGUGAUGCUGUUUGUUACAAACCUGCAAGUCACAUGAAUAGCUGGCGUGAACUUUCGUCUGCUACUUUCGGCUCUGAGAGGGGAUUAGGAACUGAACCUUUUAUUGUAGAGCAAGAAAUCUGUGAGGAUACUAUUGAGGUAGAUGAUCACUUAGUUACGGGUUCUAGUAAUCAUGUCCGAGGGAAUGGACAAAAUUUCCAGUCUCAGGAACUAGUUCUUGCGGAACAGAAAGAUGAACUCAGAGAGAACAAAAGCUCAGGAAGAAAUUCUGAAGAGGUGAUCAAGCCAACUGAGGACAGAGGUUAUCUCGAUUGUAACAAAGCAGAGGAAAGUAGCAUUAGUGAGCUAGAGGACAUUAAUUCAGGGCUUCCACCUGCAGUCCCUGAAUCUGCAAAAGAAUCAAAAGUGACAAUUUAUCGUAGCAUGUCCUGCUCCUCUAUGCUCGGAGCAAAAAUGCAUAUCGAAGAAUUUGAAUGUGCCAGUCUUGAGACUGAACUGCCACAGGAAAUUCCAUGUGGGGCGAAGAUUGACUUAAAUAAUGCAGUGGAAGUAAUGAAUGCAGGGGAUGAGUUGCCAAAUGUUCAAGCAUCGGUAGCUGCUGAGGAGCCUGUUGAUAAGGGUGGAGAGUAUGAAGUUAUAGAGGAAAAUGGGGAGAAGGCUCCUGUUGAGAAUUCCAGGGAACCUGAAGAUAGAAGGAUGGUCAGGAGCCCUCAUGAGAACGUCGAAAAUAUUACAGAUUCUGUUCUUUCAAAGCAAUAUGAAGAAGUAGGCACAGAGAAGCAGAUGAAGGCUUCCAAAGUAGUAUUUUCAGCAGAAGUAACACCAAAAUCUGAAUUCCCUGUGGCCUUCAAAGAGCCUCUCACUCUUGAUCUUGAGUUGAAUAUCCCGGAAGUUGCUAAUUAUGAAUCCGGACCGGAGAUAGAGCCCCUAGAAGUUACUGAUAGUAUUCAAGGAAAUGGAUCUCACACUGAAGCUGGAGCAGAAAAAGAACUCCAUCCCGCGUGUUUGAAGGCCCGAAGUUCUGCUGAAGAGGAAUGUGAUGCAUUACAAUCAAACCAACCUCUGGUCACUGAACCAAUGGACUCAAAGACAAUUAUCAGGGAAGAAAAUGGGAGUGAGGAAAUGCUCCAGGAUUUCAGGGAAGAUAACUUGAAUGAAAUACACAGUCUUCAUGUAGAUGAGUUGGUCGAGCUACAGGCGGUGGUGCAUGUUGAUAAACUCGGAAUUGCUUCUUACCCCAUGGCAGCUCCAGUGGAUAGCCCAGGUGGACUCUCUGACACGGAACAACUUGUUGUGGAACAAGAAACGUAUGCAAGAAAUAUCAAGUUAAAUGGUCAUUUAACUGUAGGUUCCUUUGAUUCUAUCCAAGGGAGCCCAGGAACUUCUCCAUCACUGCAGUCAAUGCAGGACCUAGUUGAGGAAUUUACGAAAAAGAGAAGCUCGGGUGAAAGUUCUGGAGACAUGAUUGAGAAAGCUGAGAAAAGAGACGGUGACAGGAACAGUUCUGAGAAAACAAAUCUUGCUGAUAAAGAAGUUUCUGGAUUUGCAAGAGUAAAAGAAACGACAGAUGAAAGCAGUCCAUGGUCCUUUGGGUCCAGUGGUGAAGGGAAUCUCCUAGAAGAUGAAUGUGAUAGUCAUGAGAAUGCAUUGCUUCCGGAAAUUCCAUGUGCAAGGGAAAUUAACACAAAUGGCGCAGUGGAAGCAAAAAGUGCACAGAAUGAGAUGCAAAAUGUUCGACGAACAUUGGUAGUUGCUGAAUUGCAUGCGUGUGAAAUAGCAGAUGAGAAUGGUCAAACUGCUGAAGAUAAAAAGCAUGAAGCUUUAGAAGGAAAUGUAGACAAUUCGCCUAAGGAGAUUAUAUGGAAACCUGUAACUGGAUGCUCAGAGAACAACGAUGCGGUGAUGAUUGUCACCCCUACUAAGAAUAGAACUGCACCUGAAAAGAGUUCAAUCUCGGAUGCCGUUGUCUCAAUGCAAGGCAAAUGUGAUCACAAGGAUGAUAUUUCAAUUAGCAAGACUGCAGAGGAAAAGGGUAGUCAAGAGAAGAAUAAGGAGGAGAUAGCUAAAGAAGAAAAUGAGAACGACAAGGCGCCCAAUUUUGCUAGAGAAUUUUUUGGUUCUGUGGAAAAGUGGCCUAUAAAAAACUGGCAAACAGAUGGAACGCCUAUUUCCUGUUCAAGAAAGUCAGGAUUGGCUUUUCAGAUCGAGGAGGACGAAAAAGUAAAUAACUUGAUGGCAGCAGAGGACAACCAAGUUGACGUACAUGCUUCUUCUGCUGCUGCUUUUCAAUAUGAAGUCUCAGUCAGCGGCGAUGAGGAUGAGAAUGUAAGUCAAGGGCAGAACAAAGAAGAGAUAAAGACAGAAGAUGGGAAUCAAAAGGGAUUCCAUCUCAGGAGAGAACCAGUAAAUAUUGAGGAAGUGUGUUUAAAUGAAGAUCCUUCUGCUGGUGGAAUGUCCCUUUCUUGUUUGGGGAAGUCAGGAUCAGGAUUUAAAAUUGAGAAGGCAGAAGAGUAUGACUACUCAGAAACUAGAAAAGCAAGCAGCUGCAAAAUUCCAAGUGCUGAAGAAAGGAGAGUCGAUGAAGACGAGAAUACUUCUGCUGAUUUAUCUUUGCAAGCUCCUUCUGAUUUUGGCGAUAUGUUGUUAUCUUCAUAUGAGCUCACUGUUUCACCAAACAAAGAUGUACAUGAAGAUGAGAGAGACGAGGGAGAUAAGCAACACUCCCCUGAUUCUGAUGAGGCAAACAAUAUAGGCCAACAACUAGAACUGAAUGCGGAGAGAACAUCGAAUCUAAUUACUGUGGAUACUGACUCUUCAAUCUUUCCACCAGAAGAACCAAACAAGCUUUACAGUCCAGAGCUUCUCAGGAAUACACAUAGCUGUGAUGAGACUUCUAAUGAACUCCACAGUGCAGAAACAGUUGAAAAAGCUUCAUUUAGUAAAAACUUUUCUGCUGGGGACAAUGUUACUGACUCCGAGUUUUUUGAUGAAUUAUAUUCAGAAACUAAUGCAGCUCAGUUCAAUAACAGUAUGGAUAUGAGUUCUUCCAAGAAGUGUCUUGAAGUUGGUCUGAAUAUGGAAAAGCAAACUGUUCGAUUGGCAGAAAAUAACAAGAUGGAUCAGGAAAAGGAGGCUGAAACAGGAGAAAUGGCCCUUGCAGUUUAUCCAGAGAAAAAUGCUGUUACUGCUUCCGUUGGACUCGAGUCAUCAGACAAUAAGAUAGCAAAUGCUGGAGAUAAUUAUGAAGCAGUAGGAGUAGAUGCUUUCCUCGCAAAUUUAACAGGCAUCAGCAACAUUUCAGAUGAGAAGGACGGGAUGAUGGAGUGCUAUAGUGAAAUGAACAUCAGUAGCAUUGGAACCGGUGAGGAAGAAGAUGCACGAGUGGAGCAGAAGAGUACCAUGUCUCUCGAUGAACUCGCCGUCAGGGAGACAAGUGACAAGCAUGAGCUUCCCUUGAAUGGUUUGAACAGCUAUACCCAGCGGGACAAAAUAAACAUCUCUGCAGAAUACAGUUCAUUUACCUAUGAGACGCUGAACAAGGACACAGAUACCAUACCGAAUAUUGAGGAAAAUGAAGAAAUGCAAAAUCCGGCCAUUGAAGGUGGUGGAGAUCUCGAAAGUAGUUUGCCACCUUGUGAAGAAGUCGCUGCUCUAGAGCAAUUCAUAGGCUUCGAAACAGCUUCUCAGGAGCAAUCUGUGGGUGAUGAAACAGCUCCUAAUGGACAAUUCAUGGGCAAUGAAUCAACUGCUAAGGAGCAAAUUUCUGUUCUGACCAAAUCAUACAUUGGUCUCAGAACUUUGACGAUUACCAAAGAGACCAGCGAUGAAACUUCCACAUUUAAUGCUGGCUCCUCAUCGAAAAGGGGAAGAGAAACAGAUUUCACAGCAAUUUCACGAGUCAGAACUUCUACAGAAUGCGAGAAUAAAACUUCAGACAGUGAUUCGCAACUCUUCACUAGCAAGGAAAUCGGUCUGUUCCUUGGUGGCAAGACAGAUGGGCCUGAAGGGUUGGUUUCGAAGGCCAUAGAAGCUGAUUUCGUGAAAGAAGAUAUUGUGGAUAUUAAAGACAAGUCACAAGAUGCAGAUAUGGCCGUGAUUAUCCCGAAAUACAGUGAUCAUGACAGUUCUGAGGAUGAGCAAGUUGAGGCUGAAGACAUAUUCGAGCACAAAACAGAGGAAAUACUCGAGGCCAGAAGCAAUGAUUCUGUUGCUGCUGCAGAAGAGCUCCACAUUGAAGCUACUGGAGGAACAUCAAACGAGCAGGAAGAUGAUGAUAAUGAUGCUUCUGCGAUGAUACAAGAGUACAUUGACCGUGAGAAGGAGAGAGGUGCCUCAAUCGAGACAGUGAAUCCAUCUCCUUCUGCAAAUAAGGAAUCAUCACAAGAAUGUGAGUGGAGCACCUCUACGACCAUUUCCAUCGUGGAAAGUGCAGAAGUUUUGGUUUCGAGGGACGAAACCAAGCACCAAGAAGUUGCAUGGCAGGACGAAGCGUUCAAGAGUAAAGAUACUGCCCUGAGCGAGAGUUCGCUGAAGAAGACGAACUUUUCGAAGACACUGAGGAAGUUGCCGAGUACUUUUGACAAGAUGAAGGAGAACAUUUAUGGGAAUACAAAGAGGGAACAGCUCGGUGGAAGCAUCACCGCAGGGAAAACAUCGACCAAGGGGAGGAGGGCCUUGGAGGAACUGCACAGGAAUCAGAGUCAGCCGCUCCAAGGCAAUGACUACUGACAAGAAACUAGACUCUCGGAAGCAUAUCUCAUGCCAAACUUAAUGAAAUGUCUUGUUAACCCACUUGUUCAUAUCUUUAAUUAAUAUUUUGUAACAUUACUUAGAAGCAAGCCUGUAAUUGUAUGUUUGAUUGUAGCAACUGGGUUGUGUCAUUUCCAUGGACCAAGCACUAGAGCGAGUUUGUUAUACAAUGAUGUAGAUGCUUUCCUUGUAUUAGUUGUUACUAAGUU